Molecule: messenger RNA, 1332 nt
Organism: Ceutorhynchus assimilis (cabbage seed weevil)
Lineage: Eukaryota; Metazoa; Arthropoda; Insecta; Coleoptera; Curculionidae
Source: the annotation of a GenBank genome assembly
AUGAUGGCUUCUUACGCGAGUUUUGGCAAUAGUAAAGUGGAUAAAUUCCCUCAAAUUUUGUGGGAACAGAAAAGUUCUUCGGCUUAUAAAAAUUUGUGCUUAGUUAGUGCCGUUUUCGCCUUUAGUGUUGGAUUAACUAUAGGAAUAUUAAUUCCCCUAAUGUACUUUAAUAAUGGUUAUACUGUAUCAACAAAUAAUUCAUCAUCAUCAGAGGAUAAAGUGCUUCCAAAUGCUUCAUCAAUUAUAAGGACUAUUUUUCUAAACAACAGUUAUGGUUAUAUGAACGUUUCAAAAGUUGUGUAUCCAACAGUGUCUUUUGUGGAAUCUUCCAAACCUAGUGCAAAAGAAAAUAACGAUUUUAUUGAAAAUGGCAUUUAUUGGGGCAAACAAAUUGAAAAUGCUCUUCCUGAAGGAUACAGAGACCAAAAACACACAAUAUGGAGUGAUUAUGUUAACAAAGCUGUAGCAAUUCGCAUGGAAAAUGGUUGCGGCAGAAUGCAAAAUCGUUUAGUAACUUUCCAGGAUGGCUUACAAGGUUGCGUCAGAUACAGACAAAAUACUGACCAAAUCCAGGGAGAACUAUUUAGCUUUUAUUUAGCUCAAAUUUUGAAGCUGCCAAAUUUAGCUCCAAGCGCUGUCAGCAUUGUGGAUUUGGAUUCACCCUUAUGGUCGAAUUUACAUAAUGAAAUUGCUUCUGCCCAAUGGAAUUCAAAUAGACCAAUCGUUUUGACUCAAUUCAUUUCAAAUUUGAACUCGGCUAAUAUUCCAGCAGUUUUUAAGCCUUUGGAACGUCAUUUGAAUAAAUAUGACGUGAUGAAUAUGACCAAAAGUCUUUUGAUGGACAAAAAUGAUGUUUUGAAAAAUUUGGUUGAACUAGCUCAAUGGUCAGAUUUAAUUAUCUUUGACUAUUUAACGGCAAAUUUGGAUAGAAUCGUUAAUAAUCUCUACAAUUACCAAUGGAAUGUGAACAUUAUGGAUGCUCCAGCUCACAAUUUAGCUAAAAAAGCGGACAGUGAACUGUUACUAUUUCUGGACAACGAAUCAGGACUAUUACACGGAUAUCGUUUAUUGAAAAAAUACGAAAUCUAUCAUUCGAUUUUGUUGGACAAUUUGUGCGUGUUCCGAAAACAGACUGCGAACGUUAUUAAAAAGUUAAAAACUAAAGGUAAUAUUGGUAAACUAUUACGGGACAUGUUUGAGAAAAGGAAUAGUGCCACAGUAAAGGAUAUUUUACCAACGUUACCGGACAAAAGUGUGAAAAUUCUCAAUGAGAGAAUUGAGAAAGUCUACAAUCAAAUCAGCAGAUGUGAGUCGAUAUUUUCGAAUACAUAG